AUCCCCAGUUGUUCCCAUUUCCUGAUUAGGACUGAACACAGACCACUCACCAUGGGGUUGGGGCUCAGCUGGGUUUUCCUUGUUGCUAUUUUGAGAGGUGUCCAGUGUGAGGUGCAGCUGGUGGAGUCUGGGGGAGACUUGGUGCAGCCUGGGGGGUCUCUGAGACUCUCCUGUGCAGCCUCUGGAUUCACCUUCAAUGAAUACGAAAUGAACUGGGUCCGCCAGGCUCCAGGGAAGGCGUUAGAGUGGGUCUCAUACAUUAAUGGUGGUGGUGGUACUGCAUACUACGCCACGUCUGUGAAGGGUCGAUUCAUCACCUCCAGAGACAAUGCCAAGAACACGCUGUAUCUGCAAAUGAACAGUCUGAGAGCCCAGGACACGGCCGUGUAUUACUGUACAACAGACAAACAACACAGUGAGGGGAAGUCAGUUGGCUACUGGAUAAGCUGGGCCCGCCAGGCGCCAGGGAAGAAGGUGGAGUGGGUCUCAGACAUUAAUGGUGAUAGUAGUACCACAUACUAUGCCGCCUCUGUGAUGGGCCGAUUCACCAUCUCCAGAGACAACGCCAAGAACAUGCUGUAUCUACAAAUGAACAGCCUGAGAGCUGAGGACACGGCCCUGUAUUACUGUAGAAUCCACCUGGAUCCUGAGAACCUGCUGAAGGAGACUUGGUCCCCACCCACCUCUGCUGUGCCUCCAGGCUCCACAGACACCACCCCAUCCUCACCCUCUGUCCUCUGCCGCCCACAUUCUCACCCCAGCGAGUCUGCACAGGACGUCCCAUGUGGCUACGCUCUGCCCUCUCCUUCCCGCCUGGAGGUCCUAGAGCUAGUUCAACUGGUGGACACCUUCAGACCACACAAGAUUACAACUCCACACAUCCAGGAGGAGGAGAAGGAGGAAUAG
Myotis brandtii (Brandt's bat) is the source of this 906-nucleotide messenger RNA. RefSeq lists its product as uncharacterized. Gene Ontology annotation, biological process: B cell receptor signaling pathway; phagocytosis, engulfment; innate immune response. The record is from RefSeq and is a predicted model, not a curated record. Bases 52 to 906 code for a protein of 284 amino acids. NCBI's taxonomy places the organism in Eukaryota, Metazoa, Chordata, Mammalia, Chiroptera, Vespertilionidae. Gene Ontology annotation, molecular function: immunoglobulin receptor binding; antigen binding. The transcript has 5 exons. Gene Ontology annotation, cellular component: external side of plasma membrane; blood microparticle; immunoglobulin complex, circulating.